Molecule: messenger RNA, 804 nt
Organism: Aspergillus calidoustus
Lineage: Eukaryota; Fungi; Ascomycota; Eurotiomycetes; Eurotiales; Aspergillaceae
Source: the annotation of a GenBank genome assembly
AUGGCACUGCAAGGCGUGGAGCAAACGAUCCUUAGGGAUCCGGCUCUAUUCUACUGGAUCCUGAUUCCCAUUACUGUGGUCAUGAUAUUGACUGGUAUGCUCCGUCAUUACGCGACGGUUUUGAUGAACACUCCUCCAAAGCCUGCCGCAACUUUGGCUGAAUCUCGCGAGCGCCUCACCCUCCUGCGUGCCGUCAACCUACGUAACCAUGCCUCGGCUGUUCUCUCCAAAGAGUCCUUUGAGAUGCGAAAGAACUACCUUGUUACUGGAUUCCAGAACGGGGCUUUCCUCAAAGACCCCAAUGGUCGCGGACAACCCCCCGCUAACCCGAUGACGGAUCCCGCCGCUAUGGAGGGCAUGAUGGGGAUGAUGAAGGGGAACAUGAUGAUGAUGAUUCCGCAAACGCUAAUUAUGAGCUGGAUCAACGCUUUCUUCUCGGGAUUCGUUAUCUUGAAACUUCCCUUCCCUCUUACCAUCCGCUUCAAGUCCAUGCUGCAGUCCGGUGUCAUGACCCGUGAUCUGGAUGUGAGAUGGGUAUCUAGUCUCUCAUGGUACUUCCUGAAUUUGUUUGGUCUUCAAGGUGUUUUUGGAUUUAUUCUCGGUAGUGAUAAUGCUGCCAACCAUAUGGCCCAACAGAUGGGUCCCAUGAACCCUGCUGCGGGGGCGAACCCUUUCCAGCCUGGACAGGAUCCGCAUAAAAUGUAUCUGAAUGAGGCGGAGAACUUGGAGGUGUUUGAGCACUUCUGUAUUUUGGACGGUAUUGAGGAGAGGGUCCUGCGCAAGUAUGGUGCCGGCGAAGCGUAA